Neolamprologus brichardi is the source of this 2411-nucleotide messenger RNA. RefSeq names its product trans-2,3-enoyl-CoA reductase a (gene tecra). Lineage: Eukaryota; Metazoa; Chordata; Actinopteri; Cichliformes; Cichlidae. The record is from RefSeq and is a predicted model, not a curated record. Gene Ontology annotation, biological process: very long-chain fatty acid biosynthetic process. Gene Ontology annotation, molecular function: oxidoreductase activity, acting on the CH-CH group of donors.
CUGUGAACUGACGCAGGCCCUGAAUAAACAGGUUUGCCUUUGUUGUGGUUUUUCAGAACGAGAAAACAAGCCUCACAGGUGGUUUGGGGGAUAGAGGGAUGUGUGGGCAUGUGGAGAUCUUUCAUCUGACUGAUCAGGUUUUCAGCGGGACCCCUCACUGUGUGACCAAGCGAGGAGCAGAGCGGGGAGCAGAUGUGUCUUAUAGGUCUAAUGAGAAAAUGUUGGCAUCUGUCACCGGCUAAGGUUGUACUGUAUGUGGCUUCCCAAGGUUACCAAGCUGGAGCAGAGCAAAUCAGGCGACUUAUAUUUAGCCUCGCAAAUGGCGCGCUAUGGAUUAUGUCUUGGGCCUCUCCAGUUUCGUCUUCAGUGCAUUUUGCUGCGUGAAGUGGGGGCUGCGGAUCUUGAACAGGAUUCUGUUCAGGUGAAGAGCAGGUCUACUUCAUGGUUUUAGACUAGCUCUCCUCUGACUUCUGCUCAGUGCCAUUGCCUCAAGUGUUUAUGGUCACUCCUCUGUGGAAGAAACUCAGAAAGUGGAAGGAUAUUCACUGAGUCUGAGAGACACAAGAGACUCUUGAACUGGACUAACAGCUUCUCUGGAGACGAGCUGGUAGCUGUUACACAUACCAGUGGAGCACAACCAGCGUCACUGGACAUAUCACAGAUUAUUUCCCCACGCUAUUGAGGUUUGGGAUCAAACAGUGUCAUGGAUGUACUCGCAUUAGAGGCAAAGAAGGUAGAUGCAGUAGAGCCUGAGAAGAAAGCUGCACCGAGGCCAAAACCAAAAGCCCCCAAAAAGGCCAAAAGGAUUGUUUACUUUGAGGUGGAGAUUGUGGAUUUAAAGACAAAGGAGAAGCUAUUGCUGCUGGACAAGGUGGAGCCAACUGCCACUGUUUUGGAAAUUAAAGCUUUGUUUCACAAAUCAUAUCCUAAGUGGUAUCCGGCCCGACAGUCCCUACGCUUAGAUCCAAAGGCAAAGUGUCUCAGGGAUGAGGACAUUCUCCAGACACUUCCUGUGGGAACCACAGCCAGCUUUUACUUCAGUGACCUGGGACCCCAGCUCACGUGGGGAACUGUGUUCCUGGCAGAGUGUGCUGGCCCGCUGAUCAUCUACUUAAUGUUCUACUUCCGCCUUCCCUUCAUCUACUCUCCAAAGUAUGACUUCACCAGCAGCAAGCACUGGAUCGUACAUUUGGCCUGCAUAUGUCACUCCUUCCACUACAUCAAGAGGAUUCUAGAGACACUGUUUGUCCAUCGUAUCUCCCAUGGGACCAUGCCUCUCAGGAACAUAUUUAAGAACUGUGGCUAUUACUGGUCUACGGCAGCUUGGAUGGCAUACUACAUUAACCACCCUCUCUACACCACACCCUAUUACGGGCAGCAGCAGGUGAAUGCAGGUCUUUACAUUUUCCUGUUCUGUCAAAUAGGGAAUUUUUCCAUCCACGUGGCGCUUCGUAACCUCAAAACACCAGGCUCCAAAACCAAGAAGAUUCCUUAUCCAACAAAAAACCCCUUCACCUGGAUCUUUUGGCUGGUCUCUUGUCCAAACUACACAUAUGAGGUCGGCUCCUGGAUCGGCUUCACAGUGAUGACCCAGUGUGUGCCUGUGGCUUUCUUCACUCUUGUGGCCUUCAUCCAGAUGACGGUUUGGGCUAAAGGCAAACACCGCAGCUACUUAAAGGAGUUUAGGGAUUAUCCCACCCUGCGCUCCUCCAUACUGCCCUUCAUCCUGUAGAUAUAAGCACAGGCAACAACAGCUGCUACACCCAUCCAACUCCUCACUGGUAGCGGUCCUUUUUAAGGGCCCAUGCAUCCCCCUGGAUGUCAGGGACUGUGCGCUGAGGUAAUAAGGAGCGGUAUUUACAGUGCUGGACUGGUAACUGAAGGACUGUCACAUUGAAAGGAAGCUAGUGAAAUGCAAUAAAGUCUUAUUUUAAUGUUAUAUGCAAUCUAGAAGAUAAAAGAUGUCCUUUUUAUUUAUUAUUCUUUUUAUGUGUUGCACAAUAUUCAAAAGUUUAAAAAAAAAAAUCGUAGCUUUUAUCAGCCCAAUCAGUGAAAUUUUAUCAAAAAUAUUCUCUACUAUGCAGCCUGGAGCUGAAAACUUGGUGGUGUCACGUAGCUCAUGCAAUACUCUACUCAGUGACCUUUAUACUAACACUGUUCUCUUAUGAAGUUUAUUCACUGUUAUGAAUCGUGUUUCCCCUGAAGGCGCUUUUCACACAAAGCUGAAUUUGAAGAUCAGAUGAGUGAAUUUGUUACUGAAAACUGUAAGGGACAAAAAAAAUAGAUAUUUUUUGCAGGGAUUUCCAUCUGUAGUGUAAGGUUUGUUUACAUUACUUUAAGUCACCGAACCAAUGAAACAAUUGCUUUUCGGUGUACUGUUGAUUUAAGGGUAAUAAACUCUCACAAAACAA